AUGUCGUUUCCACCUUUACAGAACCCUAAUUUAGAAGGGUAUCAUAUUACUCGAUCAAUGUGGUUAGAAUAUUAUAAUCCACAUCAAAAGACAUUUAUUGCAAAAAAAAAAUGUAGCGGAUGUUAUGAUGAUUCAAAAUUUGUUGUUUGGGCUGUAUCAGUUGGAGUUCAAGCAAUUGUUGAUGCAGCAAGAAUUUAUCCUGAAAUGCAACCAUUAAUUGCACCAGCUGUUGCAAUUUUUAAAAAAUAUAAAAAUAAUAGUGUUAAAGGAUAUUCAGCUGCUGAAAAUAGUGGGACCGAUAAAGAUAUUUAUUAUGAUGAUGAUGCACAAGUUGCAAGUGCUAUUUUAACUGCAUAUGAAGUUACAGGAGAUAAACAAUUUUUAGAUUCAGGUAGAGAAUUAGUUAGAUUUUUAAUGGGAGGUUGGAAUGAUAAUCCAAAAACUGUUACAAAAGGUGGAAUGCAUUGGCAUGUUUCAAAAACUUUAUUGAAUGCAUGUACUACUGCAGAAGUUGCAAAAGCUUGUUUACAAAUUGCUCAAUAUAUUCCAAAUGAAUCUCAAAUUUAUAUUGAUUUUGCAGCUAAAUGUAUUGAUUGGCAAAUUAAAGUCUUACAAGAUCCAUCUGAUAAAUUAAUAAGGGAUGGUGUUGGAGAAGAUAGUGAUAAAGUUGAUGAUGCUAAAUGGUCUUACAACACAGGAACUACUUUAUCAGCAGCUGCACAUUUAUACAAGGCAACAAAAGAUAAAAAAUGGCUUAAUAUAGCAAACGACUUAGCUGAAGCUAGUAUAAAUCAUAAUUCAUUUUUUUAUGAUAGAGAUUUUCCUGAUAAUUUAAGAUAUUGGAGAGAUUCAUCAUAUUUUGUUCAAUUAUUAAUUGAAGGAUUAGCUGAUUAUUUACUUUAUGUUGGUAAUGAUGUACCAGAAGGUUUACCACAAAGAAUUUAUGAAGAAAUUAAAAGACAUUUAAUUAUGUUUUAUGAAUUUAUGAAAGAUCCAAAAGAUGGAAUGUAUAUUCAAAGUUUCGAACCACAUAAUACAUAUAAAGAAGUAUAUGAUCAAAAAUAUCAUAAAUGGUUUGGUGAUGGUAAAGGUUGGGGUUUGAAAGGUGAAGAUAAAGAUGGUGAUAAUCCUCAAAAAUGUCUUAUGGGUUAUGCAUCAGCAGCUAGAGUGUUUUUCCAAGGUGCAAGGGUUGUUCCAAAAAUUGAUUAA
Molecule: messenger RNA, 1209 nt
Organism: Lodderomyces pseudojiufengensis
Lineage: Eukaryota; Fungi; Ascomycota; Pichiomycetes; Serinales; Debaryomycetaceae
Exons: 1
Coding region: 1-1209 (402 amino acids)
Biological process (GO): carbohydrate metabolic process
Source: RefSeq, a predicted model, not a curated record